AUGCACCUCAUCCUAACUGGCGCAACCGGGCUUGUCGGCUCCGGUAUCCUCCAAACAAUGCUCACCAACCCCUCCAUAACCAAACUAUCCAUACUAUCACGAAACCCCGUUUCUCUCGCCGAAACCCACCCCAAUCAUGAAAAAGCCACUGUUAUUCUCCAUUCCGAUUUUAAAAAAUAUCCUGAGAAUGUGUUGGAACAAUUGAAAGGUGCGGAUGGUUGUGUAUGGGCUUUAGGGACGAGUAGCUCGGGGGUUGAUAGGGAAAAAUACACCGAAAUAACACAAACCUAUACCCUCUCCGCCGCUCGAGCUUUCUCACCACUCAAUUCCCCGAAACCAUUUAAAUUCCUCUAUAUAUCCGGCGAAGGCGCAACUACAUCCCCGGGCAUUCUAACCCCCAUGUUUGGGGUUGUAAAAGGACAGACGGAGGCUGAUCUCUUGGCUCUUCCUGCAAAAGAAAAAGAUUGCGAGAAUCUUAAAGUGUAUAAUGUGAGACCGGGCGCUGUAGAUGCUUCUGCACAUGAAGAAAUUAAAGAAUUUAUACCGCAGAGAAAAGGAAUGUUGAGAUUGAUGGAAUUGGGUUUGUUUCCUGUGGUGAGAAUGUGUAGUAGGAAUAUGUAUACGCCGACGAAGGAGUUUGGAAAGGUGGUGACGGAGUUGAUGUUGGGUGAUGGGGAGAAGUUGGAAGGGAGUGGAGUUGUGGAGGGAAGUGGUGGGAGGACUUUGAGUAAUAUUGGGUUGAGAAGGUUGGGUGGAUGGUAG
This is a messenger RNA of Sclerotinia sclerotiorum 1980 UF-70, 762 nucleotides long. RefSeq lists its product as hypothetical. The transcript is spliced from 2 exons. The record is from RefSeq and is a predicted model, not a curated record. The coding region runs from base 1 to 762 and encodes 253 amino acids. NCBI's taxonomy places the organism in Eukaryota, Fungi, Ascomycota, Leotiomycetes, Helotiales, Sclerotiniaceae.